Molecule: messenger RNA, 1303 nt
Organism: Anastrepha obliqua
Lineage: Eukaryota; Metazoa; Arthropoda; Insecta; Diptera; Tephritidae
Exons: 1
Coding region: 248-925 (225 amino acids)
Source: RefSeq, a predicted model, not a curated record
AGCACUUUCAAGGAUAUUUUUGGACGUAAUUUUUUGGAGUAUAAAUAUGAGUAGCUUUGCUGUUGGCAAUUCAGUACGACAAGCGCAACGCUGCUGAGUGGACGCGUCAAGCGCUUGAGCCGAAGCAAAAAGGGAGUGUGUUUAUAAUUUUGUGCGAUUUAAAGUGUAGAAAAAGACGAAAUUUUUUACGACAAACUUUUUUAAAGUGUUUUGAAUUUUCUGCGAGAAAUAAAUAACUGUGUAAAUUAUGGCUAUACCUUUCUACGAACCACGUCACCAGCACACAACUGAGUGCGAUCAAGUGGAUGGACAUUUUCCGCCAGCGCCAAGCAGCCAGUCCGUGGCAUUGCCGACGGCAAAUCUGGCUAUGCCUGUGGCCGUAAUGCAACCGGCGGCGGCCAGCACAAGUACAAACGCACCGAGAGCACUUUCGACGGGUAUCGCAACAGCGACGGCUAUUUCCAGUGUUUCUACGCCAGCGACUGCAAUUUUUUCAGCCACAUCCACAUCUUCGAGCGCAGUUACAACUUCGACAAUGACCCAUACAACAGAAGCUAUAGCUUCAAAUGUGAGCGCUACUUCGACCACAACCACAUCCUCGCAUACCGUCACGUCUUCGUACUCAGCCUCUGCACCUGCCGCCGCUACAGCAAUAUUUUCAAUAACAGCUAGCAAUCCAGCCAUUUCCACUUUCUUGCCGACCAACGACACUUCUACUGAAUCCACGCAAACGACUUCUUCCCCUUCAGCCGCUCUCGCAUCAGAGCCUCUGCCCUGGAAACUGCUCGCCGUGGCUAUGUGUAAAGCUUUAAAACAAUACUAUCAACAAACUGGUUCCAGAGAUCUCCUUACCAAAACCGUCAUCGAGAUAGUGCCAAGUGGAGGAGUUGGCGCACAAGGCCCACCAUCAGCCGCCGGCAAUUAGAAGGCCGAGUUACAGAAGAGUUACUAAAAUGUUACGUUCCUGGUAAGGGCCCGAGCUCGAACGGCGUCCAGUGUAUUGUGUGGUAAUGCUCCAGAAAAGCGCAAUUGUGAUGUUUGUCAAAUAUGCUUUCCAUGCGACGGUGCGGAGAAGUUUCAAAUACUUUGCUGCGACCGUCGGCAAAAGCAAAGCGUGCCGCCGUUUUUAUAGGAAAGCAAUUUAUUAAAGUGAGGUGUAUGAAAUAAGCGUAAUUGUGAUAGCGUUUAUAAGUUAAGGAAACGUGUUUGAUUAGAUUUAAUAAAAAUCAAAAACCCACAUGAGUAUUUUAAGCUUGAAAUAGUUAUUUGGCAUAGGUAAUAUUAGAAAGUUAUGGAAGCAUUA